CGAGCUGAGGUGAAUAGGUGUUCCUGUCCAAUGCAGUUUCCUAUGAUCAGAAUUGCAGAAGGAAAAUACAGGAUAGGAGACUCCAAUACACUCAUCUUUGUUAGAAUCCUUCGCAAGCACGUCAUGGUUCGGGUCGGAGGAGGCUGGGACACCCUGACUCACUACCUGGACAAACAUGAUCCAUGCAGAUGUAUAGCGCACAAAAAGAAUCAACGACGGAGUACCGCCGGUGCAGACUUCGGACCAAGAAGCCCCAAGAGAAAGAGUUCUGUGAAGCCAUCUGAUGUCUACCACGCCCUCAACGGCCAGAGUUCAGAUGGUACUACCUCUCCUACAGAGAGUGGAACCACCCGAUCCAACUCACCAACCACCUCUCCGAACCGUCGUGUAAAACCUGACGUCCGACCUCGAAGCGCAGUCAUGUCACCUCCCAGACGACAGAGCAACGGAGAUACAUACCGUCCAAAUAGCCUGAACCUCGGUGUCAGGAACAGUCCACGAAACAGUCCACGUCCGUUGCGCAGAGGAAACAGUUUUGAUUCCUCACCGAAGUUUGUGACAUCACCAGACUCUAGCGACACUUACAGUAAUUCUGACCUUGGUGGUCAUGUCACCCCGACAAAGGACUCUACUUUGAAACGAAACCAUAGUCGUUCCAACCCACGUAAGGUGACACCUGAUUCUGAUAGUACUGCUUAUAGCGAAACAGUGCCUAUGAGCGUCGGGAGCCCCCUCCGAAGAAGGAACUCAACGAAACAAGCAACAUCGAACAGUAACAAGACAUCUCAGACAGCGACAGAAGAGUUCAUGAGGCGCAAACGUCAGCAAGCUAGAGCACAAUCCGUGCAGGGAGCAGACUGUAAGCUUGAGCGUGAAUCAUGUAUCCAGAGUGCACCGACCAGCCCCACCAGGAGACGUGGCAACCCUUUGAGCAGUAGCAUGAGAUCAGCAAGCAGGCCACGCGACUUGGUCAAGCGGGCUGCUGUAGGUGCAGCUGAUGAAAGGCGAAUGGAAAGCGGUGGUGCCCGGGAGUCUCGUGGAAAGACUGUUAAGACUACGGGUGAUUCUAAACUACCAGUAAGAGAAUACAGCCCGAGUCCGAGUUUAAGUCGAAGAAGUUCAACUCCUGGUGGCCUCUCGCGGAAGUCACGCGCUCAGUCAGCUAAGACGAGUAAGGAAAUGGACAAAAGGCGUCUAUACAGUUCAGAGGAACCUGUUAUGAUGAUCAAGCGUGAUGAUGAUGGAAGACAUCGAGUGGACAGCACCAGCAGCUGCGAAUCUAAUGGCAGUAGUGUCAAGUCUGGCUCAAGAAGCCUGAGUGGUAUACCCAGUAAAAGACUCUCUGAAUCCAACACAAACAAGAAGAGGUAUAGAAGUAUAUCCGUAGACAGAUCUAACAGUAACUCUGAUCAAUUUGGUGCUGCUAGCGAACGCAGGAGGAGCUUGUUUGAGCGAACACACACUGAUCGUACACACAGCGAUCGUACAAACACCGAUCGUAGAAAAUCUCUCGAUCGGUCAAACAGUGGUUGCAAGAAACCUUCGGUAGAACGCCCGUCUCUGCAAGUACAAAGAGUACGUUCGGAAAACGUCCAACCAAGAUCUAGGUCACUGUCCCGCGAUUGGCAGACCAACAGUCUUCGACUCCCCAAGACGAGCAGCAACAGGUCGCAACAUCCUCUAUCGAGGAGCUCAUCUGCACGGGGUAGUCCUGUCCGCCGACGACGAUCAGACAUUCCACUCACACCCAACCAUCUACGACCUGACUCAUGGGACAAUGGAGCAACUGCAAGUGUACCACCAACAUCAACUCGGUCUCGACUCAGACCACCCACAGCCAUUCCGUCACACCUGAAACCUGACCAUUCUUCCAUGACAUCAGUCAGAUCAGACACCCGUCGUGACAGUCGCCCAACAAGAAUCCCCUUACCUUCCGGUCACAAGCGCCUCCUGGAAGCCCAAAGCAGAUCCAGAUCCAACUCACUCCCGACCAUCCUUGCGGAUCUCCUGGAGGCUUGGCAGACUGUUCAGAACAGCACCCGACAGCUUCAGAACAUGGAUCCCUUUGACAUGUCACCGUGUCGAAGCAGUGAAGGUGAUUCCAUCUCCCCGACAUCCUCAGUCCGCACAGCACCAGACCUCAACCAUGACUCAGGCUACGAAGACAAUGCUAAUAUCCUCAAGUUCUCACCAAAUCUUAACAAUCAUCAUCCCGUACUUCCCUCUAUCGAUUCCACUGAGAAUUGAUCAGAUAGACCAAUGACAUUGAUCCUUCCUAUCUGUUACUAUUAUUUCUCACAAGCUGCUGAUUAAGGUCCUCACGCUAGAGUACUCAUCUGUUUCACCA
Molecule: messenger RNA, 2347 nt
Organism: Strongylocentrotus purpuratus (purple sea urchin)
Lineage: Eukaryota; Metazoa; Echinodermata; Echinoidea; Camarodonta; Strongylocentrotidae
Product: GAS2-like protein 2
Exons: 4
Coding region: 31-2247 (738 amino acids)
Biological process (GO): actin crosslink formation; protein localization to microtubule plus-end; regulation of microtubule polymerization or depolymerization
Cellular component (GO): microtubule plus-end; stress fiber; actin filament
Molecular function (GO): microtubule binding; actin filament binding; cytoskeletal adaptor activity
Source: RefSeq, a predicted model, not a curated record